Molecule: messenger RNA, 1655 nt
Organism: Annulohypoxylon truncatum
Lineage: Eukaryota; Fungi; Ascomycota; Sordariomycetes; Xylariales; Hypoxylaceae
Product: putative FAD synthetase
Exons: 3
Coding region: 483-1358 (291 amino acids)
Biological process (GO): FAD biosynthetic process
Molecular function (GO): FMN adenylyltransferase activity
Source: RefSeq, a predicted model, not a curated record
GUAGGAACUCUUUAAAGCCGCCUAGAACUUGCGACCCCUCUAAAACCCCUCCAUCCUUCCUUCCAGCGAUGGGUAGAGCUGACAAGGGUUGUCGCAAGGGACCCAUAAAUGUCUUGGUCUUACUGUAAGGCGCAGAACCAACGUCGUAUUUUAAUACUCAACAUCUAAGCCUCGAUAGCUGAUGACCGCCGACGAACAAGUCCCAAGAUCCGCCUUACUCAUAUACUAAAUCCUCCCACGAUAAAUCGUGACUGCACUACCAAUGUCGCCUCGGUCCGAAGCGACAUCGACGACUGUUUCCUGAAACGUAGAGCAUGGCAACCGGCGCCCCUUGAAUCAUCCCGUCAUCGGCUUCUUGCAGGAUGCAAACAUACGGUCUGACCGACAGCUAGACAUCUUACAGACCAAAGUCAUAAACCACAUAUCAUAGACUUAGAAGAAGUGGAUAAACAGAACGAACCAGAAAAACAACCGGAGAGAAUAUGUCUGGCCCUCAGAACGGGCCAGUGCCUCCUCGUACGAACGGCGCCGGGCCGAAAGAGUUAGAGACGCUAUGUCGCGAGCUCAAGGUCAAGGUCGACACCUUUCUCGACACGCCGACCGAAGACGAAGUCCUCAACUCGGUGAAGAACCAGAUAAUAGUCGCGAGAGGUGUUAUAGACGAGGCCCUGCGGCGGUAUAGACCAGAAGAACUCUCGCUCUCUUACAACGGCGGCAAGGAUUGUCUAGUCCUCCUAAUCCUAAUCCUCGCCUCCCUCCCCUCAUCAGCCUCCCUCCAACGACCGCAACCGUCCGCACAAUGCACACCCGCCUCCAACACCACCACCCCAACUAACGCCUCCUCCCUAACCUCCCCCCCGCCGCCCUUCCCGCGCAGCCUGCAGGCGCUGUACAUACGCCCGCACCUGCCCUUCGCCGAGGUGGACGAGUUCGUGGCCGCGACGUCGGCGGCGUACCACCUGGACCUGACGACGUCGAACGAGGCGAUGAAGCCCGCGCUGACGGCGUACCUGCGCGAGCGGCCCGAGGUCAAGGCCGUGUUCGUCGGCACGCGGCGCACCGACCCGCACGGCGCCGCGCUGACCUUCUUCGACGAGACCGACGCCGAUUGGCCGCGCUUCAUGCGCGUGCAUCCCGUUAUUGACUGGCAUUAUCGGGAGGUUUGGGGGUUCAUACGCGCCCUUGGCAUCCCCUACUGCCCUCUCUACGACAAGGGGUAUACGUCGCUAGGCGGUAUAGACGAUACGCAUCCGAACCCGGCGCUGAAGGGCCCCGGAGGUAAAGCGGAUGGUGAGCAGUUCAGGCCCGCGUACGAAUUGGUAGAGGAUAGGGAGGAGCGGCUCGGUAGGGAUCGAUAAUCUCUUGCCUGUUUUCUUGGGGGUUGAUCGCGGGUUAAAGGACUGCUAGGACUGGUUCGUGAACUGCAUGAAGAUGACGGUAAGCAUUAGCGGCUAUGGGGCAUUAUGUUGGAAUUACACCAACUCCUUACAUCACGGAGCAUGGGUAGGUAUGCUCAAAUCUCAACUUACAGUAUCAUGGGAAGGGUUAGAUAGAGGUUUGUUACCCCCUUUGAGGUUACCUAGAUAUCUUUUCCUUGCCUACCUAGGGCUGUCUCGAAUAGAUUAACAUAUUAUCAAAUCACCUUUGAGUUGUUC